AAAGCAUUCAAUCCAUUAGCCCCUCAAACCGAGUUGUGCAAGGGAAGCAGACGAUGAAUCUUGUUGCUCUGGUGCUCCUGAUAUUACACAUUUUCAUUGUUUCAUGGGUAGAUGCAGGCACAGUCGUUUUGAUGAAUUCCAACAUCACUCAGUCUUUCGAAGACAAGGAAGGUGAUUUCUCUCCAUCAGAAGAGGCUACGGUAGAAACCGGAGUCCUUUACGUGGCUGAUCCUCUUGACGCUUGCCAAAAGUUGAGGAAUAAACCGAAGCAGAGCACUAACGGUACUUUCCCUUUCGUGUUGAUCAUGAAAGGAGGCUGCAGUUUUGAGCACAAAGUCAGAAACGCUCAGGAAACCGGUUUCAAAGCUGCCAUUGUCCAUGACGAUGUGGACCGCGACUUCUUAUUAGCUAUGGAAGGAGACGAGUAUGGUAUAAACAUUCAAGCGGUUUUUGUGGCGAAAGCAGCAGGAGAAACACUCAAGAAAUACGCUGGCAUGGCAGAAACAAGAGUCAUGCUGGUCCCUAGUUUAGAGGACUCCGGGUUGUCGUUGUUCGCGACCACAGCAUUGGUUGUAUCGUUGGGCAUGUUUGUUGUUCUGACCACUUGUAUUUACAUCUGUAGACGUUGUACAUCACCUAUAACUGAUGCAUCCCAGUUCCAUGGAAUGAGCAGUAGAACGGUAAAAGCAAUGCCGAGUGUUACAUUCACUUCUGUGCGCGGAUACAUCACAACAGCUCUGUCUUGCGCUAUCUGCCUCGAAGACUACAGUGUUGGGGAGAAGCUCAGGGUCUUACCUUGCUGUCACAAGUUUCAUGCCACUUGUGUAGACGUGUGGCUUACAUCAUGGAGAACGUUUUGCCCAGUGUGUAAACAGGAUGCAAGAAUAAGCACGGACGAGCCAUCAGCUUCAGAGAGCACACCGCUCCUUGCAGGAUCAUCUUUAGUGCAUAUAGACCCUCCUGUGGGAUCCUCACUUUUGCCCACGAGCUCGUCCUACAGUCAGCUAUCUUUCAGGUCUUCUUCCGUUCAUGUCAGCCAUAUAUCUGCGGAUUUCAGGCAACAAGCAGCCUCCCCGUUGCGGUCUUCAACGCAGAGAUCAUACAUCACCUGUAUAGGCUCGUUGGACUCACCGUUUUACUCGAACAUAGCAUCUCUCAACGAGAUGAUGCUACCAUAUCAGACUAGCCCACGCAAUGCGUCCCCUGGGUUUGUCCAAUCAACAAGUCAUCAGUUCAACUCUUCGCUCUCCAGGGCAUCAGAAGGUUCAUCAUCUCAUUUCGCCUCUGCACACUCGCUUGAAGAAUGUUAGACCAAAGAUUCGAGCAGACACCAUGGACUCUCUAGGUCCGGUUUGGUUCAUCUAGGAUUCUUUUGCUUUUAAUGUUCUGUCU
This is a messenger RNA of Brassica oleracea var. oleracea, 1392 nucleotides long. RefSeq names its product receptor homology region, transmembrane domain- and RING domain-containing protein 3. Lineage: Eukaryota; Viridiplantae; Streptophyta; Magnoliopsida; Brassicales; Brassicaceae. The record is from RefSeq and is a predicted model, not a curated record. The coding region runs from base 54 to 1310 and encodes 418 amino acids. The transcript has 4 exons.